Messenger RNA from Rhizopus microsporus ATCC 52813, 438 nucleotides. RefSeq lists its product as uncharacterized. Bases 1 to 438 code for a protein of 145 amino acids. The record is from RefSeq and is a predicted model, not a curated record. The transcript has a single exon. NCBI's taxonomy places the organism in Eukaryota, Fungi, Mucoromycota, Mucoromycetes, Mucorales, Rhizopodaceae.
AUGAGCGGACUAAACUCUUGGAAUGUUACUGUAGAAGCACUUCAUUUGGCAUCAGAGGUCUAUAACUUCUGUCAAGAUCAGCUGAGUAAAGCCAACAUUUCACUACCUGAAUUUGAUCAGGUCGUUUCUGUGACAAGCUCAAGCCUGGGAUAUAUUUUGACACAUUCACCUGCGGCCUUUAGACAGCUAUACCACCUGUUUACUCAGCUACCACUUAUUGAAUACAAUUUUGUCACCAUUUUAUUAUUACUCAUCAGUACAUACACUGUGUACUGCUUUGUGCUCGCCACGAUUCGCUGGUUUUAUAGACUGUUUUAUGGGUUUGUACGGUUCAGCUUUUUUAUCCUAUUGGCGUAUGCACUUGUACUUGCCUUCAACUAUAUUACAAAUAUGCCGACAGAUUCAAGAGGACAAACGGCACGAGCAAGGAAUUAUUAA